AUCCCGGGAGCGUUCGGGCCGCCGUGCGCGAGCGAGGGGGAGUGCGCGCGGGGGGGAGCGCGCUCUUGAGUGUGGGGCGCGCGCUCGGUGGCGCGCAUGGUCGUGUUUGCGGACUGCCGGGCUGACCCGAGCCGGCGGGGAGCCGGUCUGCUCCUAGUGGCUGGCCGCCGGAGCGAGAGAGCGGACAUGGACUUCGACUCGUUCCAGCACUAUUUCUACGACUAUGACUGCGGGGAGGAUUUCUACCGCUCCACGGCGCCCAGCGAGGACAUCUGGAAGAAAUUCGAGCUGGUGCCGUCGCCCCCCACGUCGCCGCCCUGGGGCUUGGGUCCCGGCGCCGGGGACCCGACCCCUGGGAUUGGUCUCCUGGAUCCGUGGCCCGGAGGGGGAGCUGGGGAUGAGGCGGAAUACCGGGGCCAGUCAAAAGGUUGGGGCAGGAACUACGCCUCCAUCAUCCGCCGUGACUGCAUGUGGAGCGGCUUCUCGGCCCGGGAACGCCUAGAGAGAGCCGUGAGCGACCGGCUAGCCAUCGGCGCGCCCCGCGGGAACACGCCUAAGGCGCCCACCGCCCCGGACUGCGCUCCCAGCCUCGAAGCCGGCAACCCGGCGCCCGCCGCCCAGUGUCCACUGGGCGAGCCCAAGACCCAGGCCUGCUCGGGGUCCGAGAGCCCUAGCGACUCCGAGGGGGAAGAAAUCGAUGUUGUGACAGUGGAAAAGAGACAGUCCCUGGGUGUACGGCAGCCGGUCACCAUCACGGUGCGCGCAGACCCUUUGGAUCCCUGCAUGAAACACUUCCACAUCUCCAUCCAUCAGCAGCAACACAACUAUGCUGCCCGUUUUCCUCCAGAAAGCUGCUCCCAGGAAGGGGCUCCAGAGAGGGAACCUCAAGAAGGAACUCUGGAGAGACGUGCUCCAGAGGAAAAGGAAGAUGAGGAAGAAGAGAUUGUGAGCCCUCCACCCGUGGAAAGCGAGGCUCCCCAGUCCUGCCACCCCCGACCUGUCAGUUUUGAUACCGAGGAUGUGACCAAGAGGAAGAACCACAACUUCCUGGAGCGCAAAAGGCGAAAUGACCUCCGGUCUCGGUUCUUGGCCCUGAGGGACCAGGUACCCACCCUCGCCAGCUGCUCCAAGGCCCCCAAAGUAGUGAUCCUAAGCAAGGCCUUGGAAUACUUGCAAACUCUGGUGGGUGCAGAGAAGAGGAUGGCCACGGAGAAGAGGCAGCUCCGAUGCCAGCAACAGCAACUGCAGAAAAGAAUCGCGUACCUCAGUGGCUACUAACUGACCAAAAAGCCUGACUUCUCUGUCUUACAAAAACACAGAUUUAUUUUGUAUCCUUCCCCCUCCCCCUUAGUAAUUUGCACAUUUUGUUUACGGCGGGACAGUCUGGACAAUAGAUCUCAGAAUGCAUUGUAGCCAGUGCACACAAUAAGGGCUUGCAUUCUUGGAAACCUUGAAACCCGGCUCUCUCUCUUCCCUGACUGGUUGGAAUGCUGUGUCUUCUCUGGCCCUUUGGCUUCUCAGGCAGGCAGCUGACUGUGGAGCCUUGGGGUCUGCCUAGCUCACUAGCUCAGAAGAAAAGCCUGACAGAUGCUAUGCAACAGGUGGUGGACGUUGUCGAGGGGCUCCAGCCUGCAUGAAAUCUCACACUCCGGAUGAGCUUUAGGCUGGGAAAAGAUGCUCCCAGUGGGGUCUCUGGGGUGAUGCUAGGACAGCUGGGCCUAGAUAUUCUUCCUGAGGCUCCUUUUUCCAGGAGACACAUGAGCUGUCUUAGAUGGAGACAAGCUUGCAGACUUGAUCAACACGGACCAUUACCUCACUGUCAGACACUUUAUAGUAGCUGAGAAGUUGGUAAACCUUUGAGAUAUAUUGGUGUAUAUAUAAACCUUUUACCUAAACUCUCAAUGCUGUGACCUUGAGAACUUUUAAAGAGCUUGCCUUCUAGAUUCUUUGUCUCAGAGCUCUCUGGGCCCUUUCCUCUGAGGGAAGGACCAUUCAUUCUGUCCUCACAAGGGACUUUUUUUCUAUUUCAUUCUACCUUUGUUAUGCAAUGGAAUCUACUGCACUUCUUUCCCACAGGUCAGAAAUAUUUCCCCAAGACACAGAGAAAUUGGUCCUAGCCUGGGUUAUUUUCUGAGGGGCCCUUGAGGCUCAUGUUGGAAUCUUUUCUCCAGGCAGGCGUAAGGCACCUGAGAAGGGAGAACUGUACCACUUCCUCUUUCCCACCUCCCUCUCAUUUCAACUCCUGAUUGUUAAGUUUGAAGUUCUAUGGAACCAUGCAAAGCUAUCCUCAUGCAACCAACUCCAAGGAAAACAGACUGGCUCUGUGGUCACCCUUAGGCCCCCACCAGCCUGCCGUGAGUCAGAUUCUUUUCCAGAACCUGGGCCUUACCGAAGUUCUGGGGAGAGCCACUGAGACUCAUCUGGUGGAGCCAGUGCUCCAGAAGGUGGACCUGCUUCCUGGUGGGUUUUAAAGGAGCCUCCAGUAGCUCUGUUUAGCCAACCAUGAUGUAUUUUGUCCCAGCUGGACUCUGUAGCUCCAAGUGGAGUCUGGGUGCAGCCUCCAGCGUAGCAAAAGCACCCAACUCAACAGGUGUCAUACAGGCAACCUCAGGAGCCCCUAGGUCUGGUUUGAAAGAAGGACCAGCCCCUCUAGAACUCUGCCCAGUGCAACAGGUGCCUACUGGCAGUGGGAUUGAAAGUGGGGGUGGAGGUGGGGUGGGGUGUGGUUGGCAGAGCUCUAUCUGUGGCUCUGGAAAACCAGCUGCUGCUCCCAAACCUAUUGUCCAUGAUCUGUUUCUGAGAUUGCUUCCUGAUCUCAAAGAACCCCAGUGGAAGUUUGCAAAUAGUUUCUGUACAUUCUGGAGCAUGGUUUUCCGGAACCAACUGACCCUUGGAACUGUCUUUGGAGGAUAGGUGGGAUGUAGGUUACUGAUGUCUCACCUGAAAAGCUUGCGUUUUAUAAGCUGCUGUUGGGUAUUAUGCUGGGGGCAGUCUUUUUUUUUUUUUUUUUCUUUUAUAUACUGUAUUUUUGUAUGACUUUUGCAAAGUGGUGUUAAUUGUUUUUGUACAAGAAAAAAACUCUUGGGCAAUUCUCCUGUUGCAAGGGUAUGAUUUAUUUUGAAAGACAAGUUUACCUGAAAUUUUGUAUUUUCUUGUGGUUAUCGAUGGCCUGAUUUUAAAUGUUGCCUUCUGGGACACCUUCUUCUAAUAAAAGAUUUCUCAAACAUGUCAGAGUUGGGGCAGCUUAUACCAUCUGAGUUCCUUAAACCAAGGAGAACUCUUUCAGCGUAGCCACAAGUGAUCUACAGGGCUACAUUUCCUUAACUAUGUUGCUAACCUGGUCAUUCCACUCUGGGUUCCUGAAAUGCCAUUUCAGACAUGUCUAAACAAUGUAGGCUCAGUACUUGGUGAAUGUGAAAUUCUCUUGUGAAUUGCAGAGUGCUGAAUUUGUGCUUUAAAAAACCAAAACCAAACCCACUGCCAUUCAUAGUGACCCCGUAGGACAGAGUACAGCUGCCCCAUAGAGUUUCCAAGGAGCAUCUAGUGGAUUCAAACUGCCAACCUUUUGGUUAGCAGCCGAACUCUUAACCACUACGUCCCCAGCUCCACCACUUACCUGUUCUGUGGCUUUUUAGCUUUACCUUUCUGAGCCCUAUAUCCUUACCUACAAAUGGGAGUAACUGCUACUUCACAGAGUUUUUGCAGGUAUUAAAUGAAGUAAUAGACUUUAAACUGCUUUAUAAACUAUAAAGCCUUAUAUUCUUUUUUUUUUUCAUUUUUUAAAUUGUGCUUUAAGUGAAAGUUUACAGUUCAAGUUAGUUUCUCAUACAAAAAUUUAUACACACAUUGUCAUGUGACCCUAGUUGUUCUUCCUAUAAUGUGACAGCACACUCCUCCUCUCCACCCUGGAUUUCCUGUGUCCAUUCAACCAGCUCCUGUCCCUUUCUGCGUUUUCAUCUCGCCUCUGGACAGGAGCUGCCCAUUUAGUCUCAUGUAUCCAUCUGAGCUAAGAAGCACACUCUUCACAUGUACCAUUUAAUGUCUUAUACUCCAAUCUAAUCCUUGUCUGAAGAGUUGGCUUUGGAAAUGGCUUUAAUUUUGGGCUAACAAAGAGUCUGGGGGUCAUGCCUUCUGGGGUCCCUACAGUCUCAGUCAGACCAUUACGUCUGGUCUUUUUACUAGAAUUUGAGUUCUGCACCCCACUUUUCUCCUGCUCUGUCAGGGACUCUCUGUUGUAUUCCCUGUCAGGGUGGUCACUGGUGGUAACUGGGCACCAUCUAGUUUUUCUGGUCUCAGGUUGAUAGAGUCCCUGGUUUAUGUGGCCCUUUGUUUCUCCUGGGCUUGUAUUUUCCUUGUGUGUUUGGUGUUCUAAGCCUUAUAUUCUUUAGGGUGGCAUUGUCCUUAUCUUGGUGAUAUUUUAAAAGUCACCCUGAUGUAAUGUGAUUUUUCUAACAGAAAGGGAGUUUAUUUUCUUUCUCCCAGCAGUAAUGAAAGAAAAUUAAGGCUCUGUUUCCCUCCCAUGAUUCUCAUAAACUUGCCAUAAAUGUAAGAGGGGAGAAUUUAAUAGUAGUUAUUCCUGAUGGGGAGCCCCUGGGUGAUACAAAUGGUUAACACACUGGGCUGCUAACCGAAAGGUUGGAUAUUUGAGUCAACCCAGAGGUGCCUCAGAAGAAUCAGCCAUUGACAGCCCAAUGGGGCACAGUUCUACUCUGAUAUCGUGGGGUCUCUGUAAGUUAGAGUCAACUCCACAGCAACUGGUUUGGUUUUUUUAGUUGCUGAUGGAGCCCUGCCUACAUCUAGGUACUCUGCACCUUUACAAGCAUGGGCCAGGGCUACAGAUGAGGAAACCGAGGUUCUGAGAGUGAAACAAGACUGCCCAGGGUCCCACAGCUAGUAAGUAAAUGAGUUGGGAUUUGAAACCAGCUCUGCCUAUCUCUAGAGCCAAAGUCUUAACCACUGCAUUGUAAUGAUCAGCGUGUUUUGUUAGCAUGGGGUGUGUGAAGGAGGUUAACAGGGGAUUCCAUCACUUAAUUGCUAAUUUGAAUUCUCUCUCCUUGGGGCCACUGAGCCUGGCAUUUGUUGGGAUGAAUUACAGUGUAUGUUCCAAGACCAACCUCUCUGCAGCAUUUGUGGGCAGAAUGGGAUAACCUUGCCCCACAGAGGCCUUUUCUGAGACUGUGGAAAGAAAACAGUUGCUGUUUAGAAAGGUCAUGAGCAUUGAGUCCGGAGAAGGCCGCUUUGCCUCUGCUAAUCCCACCUUACAUCUAGGACCUGGGGUCGGUGUUGCCUGCCUGCACUCCGAUGAAGCCUGCGUAGGGUCAACAAGCUAUUCUUAAUUUCUUAUAUUUACAAAUGGCCCUCUUAAUGACUUUCACCAUAGCCUGGGAAGUAAGCAAUAUCAGCCAUAUGGUACCGGAGCCAAGAAAGGUCAUUUCUCGCUCAAGGUCACACAGCAAGAUCAGGAUUCCAAGUCCAGUCUCCCAUCAGGUGAACUUUCCACUCAGUCUCCACUGCCCUCCGUCACCAAACCCGCUUCACAGGUAGCUGGUUGAUAAAACAGACUUGGGUUACGGGAACUCUUAAAACACUUUCUCUCUUUUAGUAAUAGUCACCCUGUUUCCCAUGUAUUCAUCCCCCUUUCUUGAGGCCAUUUGUCAAGAGGCAAAGGUAUAGAACUUCUCUUAACUUACUGGACACUCAGGUAGGUGCUCCUGGGUACAGGCACUAACGCUAGCUAUUUUACAUAACUUAAUUUCUCACGAUAACUUUGAGAGCAGAGUGGUAUCAGCCCCAUUUCACAGAUGAGCACACUGAAGCUCAGGGACAUUUAAAUCAUUUGUCUAAGCCCACACAGCUAGUUACCAGCUGCCUGACUCCAAGCUUCAGCUCCUUUGAGUCCCUGUUUGCUGAAAAAGGAGUGGGAGAAAAGCUAUCUCCUGGGGGAGAGGGGGGUGUUUCUGGAAUGUGAGGUAUUUUAAGCUCCUUUCUACCUCAUUUCUACAGACUCCUACCUCUAUCUUUGUCUGAAAAUAGCAAAGAGUUUAUUCCUGAAUUUCAGAGAACAAUUUCUACAAAUUAGGUUUGCCUCUGAAUAGUACACCUAAGGGAAUACACAUCCAAAUUAAGAAAGUAAACAACGAGGGGUGGCCGAGAAGGCACACUGAUAUAAAAAAGAAAGGUCAUCUCCCCAUUAGAUAAUUACAAGCUAAAGUGGGUACUUAACUCCUGUUCCUACUUUAGGGGACGGAGACAGGUUGAAUGAUUUAUGAUGUCUGAAUUUGUCUGAAGUACCCCAGGGUAAAGAUACUGCAGAAUAUCCACUUUAGAUGGGUGAAAGGGGAGUAUCUUUGCUGACCUGGAAGGAGAUAGUAGGGAAUGAGAGAGGCUCCUUUCCAAGGACGGGAAUAUCAGUUGGGAAAUGACUGAUGGCUGGGUACCCUGGGGUAGGGAUGUUCCAAAUGUCAGCUGAAGUUCCGGUCAGCCUGUUGGUAUGUGGGCAUUUCUACUUUCAGCCCAGUAGGCAGCUUUUGUUAAUGUCUGUUUAUUUAGAGCUUCUCCUGCCAAGGGGAUCUGUGUUAAUUUUACCAUUCUCUUGGCGAGGAAAUGUAAAUAUGUUCUUAAAAGUCUCUAAUCAGGUGUGUUAUUAAAUGAUUAGGCUCAGUGCCAGAGGUCCAGUAGGUGUCCAGUAAAUGUUGGAUUGCCUUUAACUUUGAGGGAGUCAGUAUGGUUAAGUGGUCAGCCCUACCAAGUAGAUCUCAGUUCCAAAUCUUGGCUCUGCAUUUUUGAGAUGCAUGACCUUGAGCAAGUUUUUAGCCUCUCCCAGCAUCAGUUUCCUCAUCAUGCAGGUAUAAAUAAUAGCACCUGCAAGAAAUAGUAAGUGUUCAGUAAAUGGUGGUUGUUAGCUGCCGUCAAGUAGGUCCCAACUCAUAGUGACUUCGUGCGGAACAGAACAAAACGCUGCCCAAUCCUGGGCCAUCCCCGUGAUCAGUUGAGGAUCAGAUCAUUGUGAUUCAUAGAGUUUUUAUUAGCUGAUUUUUGGAAGUAGAUCACCAGGGCCUUCUUCUUAGCCUGUCUUGGUCUUGAAGCUCUGCUGAAACUUGUUCAGCAUCAUAACAAUAUGCAAACCUCUACAGACAGAUGGGUGGUGACUACACAUGAGAUGUACUGGAUGGGAAUUGAACCCAGAUCUCCCACAUGGGAGGCAAGAAUUCCACCAUGGAACCACCCCUGCCCCCAUUAGUAAAUGGUUAGUGUUACAUAAACUAUGUUAACAAGUCACACCUAAAAUGCAGAUUAAAUAGUCAUAGUUGAAAGGAGGAACAGAAGCAAUUGGUAAGAGAAGAACUGCUUCCCAGAAGUACUUAAGGUAAUCUGGAGUGCACACGUUGAUGCAUAAAGAGGCAGUAAAUCAUCAGGGGGAGAGUAGCCAGGGUUUUGGAUGAUGGAGAUAGGUGGAGGAGGAAGAGAGGGCAAAGACUCAACCCUCUAACUGGUCCAGGCAUCCCAUAGUGCAGGGGUUGCGUGUCUGUAAUGCUGGUAUACACAUGGGCCCUCCAUUUGUCCUCACUGGGCACUGUGGUGCCUUCAUACUGAACUGGCGUUGGUACCAGGACUGACUCCAUUCAGUCACUAAAUACUCUAACGCCUAUUUUGUUAAGGCAGUGAUUCUCAACCUGAGUGUGUCUUAAGAAUCUAUUCCCUCACCUCUCUCUCUUACCUUGCCCCCAGACCCUGCUGCACUAGGUCUGGGCCAAGAAUCUACAUUGCUAAUAAGCUCUGCAGGGAUGCAGAAUCCUGAGACCAUACUCAGAAAAACACUGGUAUAAAGUGUUGGAGCCAGAUUCUGCAGAGAUACAAAAGUAUUCACAGAAGGAACUGUGUAAUGGUUAAGAACUCUGACUUGGGGUUACUUCCUAUGUGAUGUUGGGCAAAUCACCCAACCUCUCUGGGUCCUGGAAGUCUUCUUUUGUAAAAUGGAGAUAAUGGUAAUACCUAACUCACAGACUGUUGUGAACAUUAAAUGAGUUAUUACAUGUAAAGUGUUUAGAGCAGUGUCUGCCAUAUAGUAACAGCAAUAUGUUAGCGAUGAUAUAUGCCUUCCUUCCAGAGGUUUAUGAACAUGCAAACAUGAUCACAAAAUAUGGCAGUAUGUGUCUCAGACAAGGGCUACAAGCCUCAGAAGAGGAAGAGAAAACUGGAGUCAUUCAGAGAGUUCUUGUUGGAGGUACUGUGACUUCAACUGGGACUAGAAAUAUAGGUGAUGUUUGACUAAGUGAAGAGGAAGAAGGUGUUCUAGGCUAAGGGAAUAGUUUGGGGAAGAGGGAUUGGGGAGGCUGCAUCAAAUCUGGGGAAAGGGAAGGAAUCUGGUCUGAUUUGCUGGCUGGAGGGGCUCAAGCAAGGUGGAUUACGCUAGACUUCUAAGAGAAUCUCUUCAGUAGCAAACAUUCUCUGUGAUUCUUUGAAAUAAGGAAGCUGGGGUAAGAAACUAUUGUGGUUUUGGACACAAGAAGACUGAGGUGAUGGGGUCAUAAAAAGAAGCACCCAACAGGAAGUUGGAAAUGUGACACUGAUGCUUUGGAAAGGGGUUUGAAUGGAAGAUACAGGUUUGAGACUCCCCAGAAUAGAAAGGUGAUAAAGGAUCAGAAUGCCAGGUGACGGGAAAUGGAGGGAGAAGAGAAGUAGAAGAGAGGACUUCAAAGAGCCAUGGGAUUAGAUCUGGAAAGGAUUUCUGAGGGCCAGCCUCUUUUCCCCUUUUGCAUCAGCCCAGUCCCAAUUUUGCAGCCUUUGGGGAUCCCCUGUAGGUGUGCAGACCCUCUUAGAGGGCUGAGCAGGCUGUAGCAAACCCUACCACUCAAUUUCUGGUGUAACACAAACCCUGUAACAUGGUGAGCUCUACUCUGUACUUCCCGUCACUUGUUUUGAGCAAUUUUCAUGCUCCCAAAUUUGACUUGGCCAAUCACCCAUGAGAACAGCAAUGUAAACAGCAAGGCAUCCAACCAAAGUAAGGUAUUAUGAUUACUAAUAGGCACCAAGUUCAUCAUGAACUAUUUCCUACAGAAAAAAACACUUUUUUUAGAAUGUGGUGUCUUAGUAAUUUGGUGCUGCUAUAACAGAAAUACCACAAGUGGAUGGCUUUAACAAACAGAAAUUUAUUCUCCCACAUUUUAGGAGGCUAGAAGUCUAAUUCAGGUGCCAGCUCUAGGGGAAGGCUUUUUCUCUCUAUUGCUCUGGGAGAAGGUCCUUGUCAUCAAUCUUCCCUUGGUCUAGAAGCUUCUGGGUGGAGGAACCCUGGGUCCAAAGGACAUGCUCUGCUCCUGGCUCUUCUUCCUUGGUGGUAGGAGGUCCCUCUACCCUCUGCUCCAUUCUCUAUUUUAUACCUCAAAAGAGAUUGACUCAAGAUACAACCUAAUUCUGUAGAUUGAGUUCUGCCUCAUUAACAUAACUGCCUCUAAUUCUUCCUCAUUAACAUCGUAGAGGUUAGGAUUUACAACGUAUCGUAUAAUCACAUCAGAUCACAAAAUGGUGGAUAACACAAUACUGGGAAUCUUGGCCUAGUCAAGUUGACAUACAUUUCUGGUAGGCACGAUUCAAUCCAUAAUAUGUGUGAUAGCUAAAUAGUAUUGACAGCUGGGCUCAAAAGGCAUCUUGGGUUGUACCGAAAAGCUAGUGUUUGUCUUUAACCCAACUCUUUUCCCUUAUAUUGGAGAUAGCUGCUUCAGACCUUCUUUGGCAUGUUCUUCCUUCUAUCCUGAAUCUCACAGCACCCUCUAGAAUUCCAUCUUAGACAUUCGUGUUUCUGUAUGUUCUGCUUGAAAUGGCCCUUCCACUGUAAUGGUUUCACCUUUCACCUUCUUCUACAAUUCUUUCUCUAAAUAAAUUUUUUAAAUGAAUUAUUUUAAACAUAUAGAGGACAGGAAAUAAUAUAAUAAACACUAAAGAGCCAUUGCCCAGAUUUUUCUCCCUACCUUUCUGCUGCCCUCUCUUUCUCCUUUUCUGCUAUAUUCCCAUCUGCACCCCACCCCAUGGACUGCCCUCAAUUUCCUAAAGAUGGUGAGGUAGGUGCAGCGGGGCCCCGACCUGACUACAUAGCUACCCCAAAGGUGCAACACACCCACGCACCCCUCCUCCCCGCCCACACACAUUGGAGUGAGAAUUAGCUGGCUGAUUGCAGACAUUCAGAAGGGUAGGCAAGGAAUUAUGACCCUCCAAGUAAUUUGAGUAUCCCUAUCA
Loxodonta africana (African savanna elephant) is the source of this 10230-nucleotide messenger RNA. RefSeq names its product MYCL proto-oncogene, bHLH transcription factor (gene MYCL). NCBI's taxonomy places the organism in Eukaryota, Metazoa, Chordata, Mammalia, Proboscidea, Elephantidae. Gene Ontology annotation, biological process: regulation of transcription by RNA polymerase II. Bases 97 to 1278 code for a protein of 393 amino acids. The transcript has 3 exons. The record is from RefSeq and is a predicted model, not a curated record. Gene Ontology annotation, molecular function: DNA-binding transcription factor activity, RNA polymerase II-specific; protein dimerization activity; RNA polymerase II cis-regulatory region sequence-specific DNA binding.